Molecule: messenger RNA, 1323 nt
Organism: Laccaria bicolor S238N-H82
Lineage: Eukaryota; Fungi; Basidiomycota; Agaricomycetes; Agaricales; Hydnangiaceae
Exons: 2
Coding region: 1-1323 (440 amino acids)
Source: RefSeq, a predicted model, not a curated record
AUGCCUGGUUACCCAGGCCUUCGACACUUCAAAAACGGGAUCUCCCAUGUAUCCCAGUGGACAGGGCGAGAGCACAAGGACAUGCAACGUGUCUUCGUCGGUUUGCUUGUCGGUGCAGUACAGCCUGCCGUUUUGCGGACUGCGCGCGCAGCUAUCGAUUUCAUCUACUAUUCACAACUGCACGUACAUACCUCAACAACACUCGAUGCACUUCAAGACGCACUGAAGAUCUUCCAUGAGAAUAAGGACAUCUUCAUUCGCGAGGGCGUCCGCGAGCACUUCAAUAUUCCGAAACUCCAUCAAAUGUUGCAUUACUGUGAAGCGAUCAAGUCUCGUGGUGCCGCUGACGGUUACAACACGGAGUCGCCAGAGCGUCUUCAUAUCGAUUUUGCAAAGGAAGCAUACAGAGCAAGUAAUGGGCGGGAUUAUGAGGAACAGAUGGUGAAGUGGCUUGGGCGCCAGGAAGCAGUUGCGAGGUUUAGGGCAUACCUCGAUUGGUCACUGAGGCGUGAUGCUGAGUCCGACGUUGACAGUGACAGUGAUGCUAACACUGACAGCGACGUGAUCAACGAACCUUUGGCAGCCACCUCCCCAGCCGCUACCACAGCUGGUCUGCCCUUCACUCAUCACCUACCCGUUCAACCCGGGUUUCCUCUCACAAACAUUGAUACACUCACCACUCGCUUCUUCGCCGUCAACUUCAUUUCUGCACUCACAAAGGUCAUCCGUCGUGCCUACCCCGCACCUGCCCAGCCGCUACUUCCAAACGCUACCGACAAAUUUAACGUAUAUAAGCGCCUAUCCAUUCACUUGCCCAAUCUCGCGGCUGUUGGACGCUUCAAGGCAACUCAGCGUGCCCGUGCAACACCGUUGAUUCCAGGCCGUAAAAAGGACUCCCCAGCCAACUUCGACACGGUUCUGAUUAGAAGUGGGAGUGAACUAGGGAAUCAGGUUACAAGAGGUACCUGCCUCAAAGGACUUCGAGUGGCCCAGGUACGCGUGAUCUUCGCACUGCCUGACCACCUUCGGGGGCGUGAACUUCCCAAGUAUCACGCGUACGUUGAAUGGUUCAAUCCACUCCGUGCGCCUGACCCCGAUUCCCUCCUUCACUCUGUCACCCGUUCCUACCAGCAUGGGCAACCUUUUGCUGAAAUCGUCCCGCUCACCGACAUUGUCUCCACCUGUCAUCUGACUCCGAAAUUUGGAACCAACUGGCACCCUGCUCCUUGGACCAACGUUGAAAUACUCGAUAACUGGAAGUCCUUUACUUUGAACAAGUAUAUUAACUUAGGUACUUUUUAUGAACACCAGGGCUUCAAGUAG